AUGAAAACACAUGCGUUGCUUGUGAUCGGCUCAAAAGCUCGUAUAAUGUCCUCGUCAUUAUCGGUCCCACCACCGAAUCGUUUUCGCGUUUCUUCGGUCGGUCAGUCGAAUCAUGAACUGAGACUUGACGUACCUCCUGGAGGUCCACCAGGCACCACACCGAUUACAACACCAACUCCGGGUAUGUCUUAUGUUUUUCCGUCGCUCCAUUCAUGA
Anisakis simplex (herring worm) is the source of this 216-nucleotide messenger RNA. The record is from the annotation of a GenBank genome assembly. Lineage: Eukaryota; Metazoa; Nematoda; Chromadorea; Rhabditida; Anisakidae.